ACGAAAAACAGUCAACAUCAUUACUACCAUCUAAGAAUAGUGAGCACUAUGAAGGUGUCAAUAGAGUUGAUCAUUGCCUUUCUGACCAUGAGUGGUAGUGUGUCAGGAGACUGUAAUGCUGGUCAUGGGAAGACCACAUGUAUCACAGAAGACCUACUUCAGAUGUUCAUUAGAGUAAACAGACAAAGUAACAUAAUACCAGGACCGAAACAGAGGACUGCAUUCCUAGCUUUCGUGAAGAAUCAUCCAACUCUGUCCAACAAUGUGAUAAAGUUUGAUGAUGUAGAAACAAAUAUUGGAAACCAUUACAACUCUACCACUGGAGUGUUCACAGCACCUAUAAAUGGCCUUUAUGUCUAGUCCUCUAUGAUUAUGGCAUAUGCAAGUACCACAAUUAAUUAUGAAUGGCGAAAGAAUGAUGCUGUCUUUUCAAACGGAUAUACUGACAAAACACACAGUAGUUCUCAGUCCCAGACAUUCAUCUUUGAACUGAAGAAAGGGGAUCGUAUUUACAUAAAGCACCGAACUUCAAGUGGUGAAAAAGUACACGGAGGGCGCUUUUCUUAUUUCAGUGGUUACCUUUUACAAUAAAAGAAUAAAAACAUG
This is a messenger RNA of Mytilus californianus (California mussel), 606 nucleotides long. RefSeq names its product complement C1q-like protein 2. The record is from RefSeq and is a predicted model, not a curated record. Bases 49 to 360 code for a protein of 103 amino acids. Lineage: Eukaryota; Metazoa; Mollusca; Bivalvia; Mytilida; Mytilidae. The transcript is spliced from 3 exons. Gene Ontology annotation, molecular function: protein binding.